AUGAAGGUUCCUGUGAUACUUCCACAGCAACAGGAUAUUAAAACGCUGCUGAAGCAGAUAAAUACAAAAGACAAGGUCUCGAAAGAUGUUCGUAUCCAAGCAUGUCAUGAACUUUACCGUGGUCUAACCUGUUCUGAUUAUGACAUCAAUGACAUCAAGAACGAUAAAAAAGACAUUCUUGGAGAGUUGGCUGCCGUUAUACAUCCAAAAUAUGGUAGUUUGGAAGUGAAGAAAUGGUGUGGACGCAUAGCUGGUAUGAUUGGGGCAAGCUUGGUUGAUGAGUUUGAUGAAUUUGUCAAAUGGACUGAGACUCAGUUGAAAUGUGCGAGACCGGUUGCUGAAGAAGAACAAGCAAUUUUUGUUUCUGCAUUACACUACGCUUUAGUUGAAUUAAAAUCGAAACGAAUUCGCUUGUCGGAUCAUUUUGCCACGAGUGUUUUGAGAAUUCUUGCUGAAUUUCUCGACUUUUCCAACUCGCACCUGGUGUUUUUCCCAAUACUCGAUGUUUGCCGUGAAAUGGCUGAAGAAUACCCACACGUUUUCGAAAAUUUUUUCGAGGAGAUCAUCGAUUACUUGGUUGGAUGGGACCUAGAAACUUCAAUGCCAUCGUCUGUGCCGAAAAAGUGUCAUGAAGUCAUCAAGUCGCUCCUGCCAUUUUGGCACAAAAUGCCCGACUUCGGUCACCAAAUGAUGUCACAAUUCUUGGACGACAUCGGCGGAUACGUCGAGGAGUAUGAAAAGCACGGGGGUCUUCGCAAUUGCAUUAAUAAAGCUUGCUCUGUCCUGGAACUCCUUGUUGUGCUGAUAGAGAUAUAUGUUCAAGAUCGAAGUUGUAUUCAGCAGUUUUACUGGGAUGUUGUACAGCAGUCACUGACCUCAUGCAGCUCCAGCAUGGCUAAACUUGGAUCCGAGCCAUCCUUUCGUGUAGGAGUGUUCCUAUCGGAAUACUGUGGAAUUUUCUCAACGGCUGUGCCGAUUGUUGAUGCACAGAACGUUCACAUCGUAUCAAGAUGUGCAACAACAGCAGUAGAGAUAAUGCACAAAUUUCGCUACAACGAAGCUGCCGUAAUCAAUUGUAUCAAAUAUUUCACCACGAUGUUCACAGUUCCAUCCUUACCUGCCGAAUUCACAGUUCCUCUUAUUGAAAGACUCGGGAUACUGGAAAAUUCAGUUUUCCAACUAUCUGUCUGCGGCAGUCACGAUUAUUUUUUAUCGAACUCUGAAUGGCUAGUGCAGAGUAACUCACCCAGUUGUAUGUUUGCCAAGGAACAGUUGUUAGCCAUUGAACGACUUUUGAAUUCGCAUAUACAGUGGGAGCAAACAAAGGCAAUGUGCGUGAAAUGGUUGCAUGGACUUCUGUCGGGUAUCGAUGAUUCUGUCAUGACGACGUUGUCAUAUCGUCCCGAGUUUGUUCGGAUUCGCUGGGCCAUUCUGAACGCGAUUAAAUGCGGUUGCAAUGCGUUUGAAUGUGCAUUGCGCCACGGACAACCAGAAUGCGGUAGCUAUGACGAAAUCUGUGAUGCUGAAGGUGCCAGUCUUGGCAUUGAUAUCACUGACGAUAACCUUGAAUAUAGUUUUGUUCUUUCUGUAAAGCUUUCUACGUCUACAAUUUUGGCUCCACGCAGCUUCGCGGAGAUCUGUGGUGAAAACCGUUGGAUGCAGCAGAGGAGCAGCUAUCUGGUCCAGUAUUGA
This is a messenger RNA of Haemonchus placei, 1692 nucleotides long. The record is from the annotation of a GenBank genome assembly. Lineage: Eukaryota; Metazoa; Nematoda; Chromadorea; Rhabditida; Trichostrongylidae.